Molecule: messenger RNA, 315 nt
Organism: Sclerotinia sclerotiorum 1980 UF-70
Lineage: Eukaryota; Fungi; Ascomycota; Leotiomycetes; Helotiales; Sclerotiniaceae
Exons: 2
Coding region: 1-315 (104 amino acids)
Source: RefSeq, a predicted model, not a curated record
AUGGUGGUCAAUGCCAGAAUCCUUAACUUGCUUGGUUUGGACAACGGCGAAUUCAGUCUGUGCAUCAGCAUGAAUCGUUGCUGGUACUACUCAAAUUUGGUUCCUGCGGCACUCUUAUUUGUUUAUCUCAGAGAUGACAAUCGGAUGUUAUCCUCCUUGGACUCGGAUGCCUCAAACCAGUCUCUCAGGAUUACAUAUCGGCUCUCACAAAUAGUCAAUCAGUUCUUAGUCGGAGGAAGCGGAUGUCCCGGAAAGCGGAUUGUCCCUUUACCGGAUUGUGGUAUAAAAUACGACAAAAUCCUAAAUUGUUAUUGA